AUGUCACCGACCUUAGCUGGCAGGAGCCUUGGUGAGCUCAUAGCUCUGCGCCGGUAUUUGUUCGAUGAACUCGUCCGUAGAUUCCACUUACGAACGCUGCCUGACACUCACCAUAUCCUUGAUGAUGCCCUUACGGCAUGUAUUAUCACAAGUAUUGCUCCAAGCGAGCAGUCAGUUGAAUCCAGUCUGCAAUACUGGCUCGUUUUUCUCAAGUUUAUCACUCAAAAGAUGAAUCUACACAUUGAUGCUCCGGGACUUAGCGAUGAAGACCGGGAGGAACGACACAGAUUAUGGUGGGCUGUCUAUAUCAUCGACCGCCAUUCGGCUUUGUCAUUCAACAACCGUCCCUGUAUUCCGGAUAAAGAAUGCCAUCAACUUCCGACUCCUUGCUCGGACUUGCUAUGGAACAACAUGGGCCCUUUAUUCGAGGGGUUGGAUGCAAGUGAAUGCAUAAGGCCACCUUUAGGAUAUGAUGUGCAAAGCUUGGAUAUAUUUGGAGUUUUCUUACCUCUCUCGAAGAUAUUAGGUGAAAUACUUGAGUAUCAUUCUCUGCUUGAGAAUUCGCCGCUCAAUGCAGACAAAAAUCUUCUACAUGCCAUCCGGGAAACAAUUGAAAUCCACCUUGGCCAUUGGUAUCGAUCUUUUAAACAAUCAGUUGGCUUGGAAUUCUGCGAUAUUGCGCAGCCAGAGCCCAGCUCUGCCGCACCCACAAAGCAGUAUCCCAAGGUAGCAUAUUACGGGCUGCACAUGUACCAUUGUAUGUUCAUUCUGUUAUAUGGUUUGAUGGACGUUGUCCGCAUGUACGAGGAUCUCGAAUGGCAAGCAUCCUCCGAUUUUAUCAUUGUCGGUGAACAUGCCAUGGCCUGCGCCAGCGUCGCAAAACACAUACUUCUCGUUGACCCUCAGCUGCUUUUCAUGUAUCGAUACUUCGGCACCUACCUGCUCCAGUCUUCCUUCAUUUUUCUUAUCCUUGCUCAAAAGCUGGGCCAUAGAUCGGACACUCUCAUUCUGGGCAACUGCUCCAUCAAUUUGCAGGUUCUCGAUACCUUUGUAAAGACUACGAACAUGGAUUACCAGCGUACCUUUGCAAAGCUUUUACGCAAGGUGCUUUCCAGCCAGCUCAACACGCCCGACGACACCUCUGCAAGUCCCAAGCCUUCAACCGGUGACACAGCGGGAGAGUCUGCCACAUUGGACCCGGAGAUGCUCCGAUAUAGGUGGACAGCAGGGCACAGAGGUCUCUGGGCCAAUUCUGUGCCAGGUGACCUAAGCUGA
This is a messenger RNA of Penicilliopsis zonata CBS 506.65, 1275 nucleotides long. RefSeq lists its product as hypothetical. NCBI's taxonomy places the organism in Eukaryota, Fungi, Ascomycota, Eurotiomycetes, Eurotiales, Aspergillaceae. The record is from RefSeq and is a predicted model, not a curated record. The coding region runs from base 1 to 1275 and encodes 424 amino acids. Gene Ontology annotation, biological process: DNA-templated transcription. The transcript has 4 exons. Gene Ontology annotation, molecular function: zinc ion binding; DNA binding.